Molecule: messenger RNA, 2437 nt
Organism: Eleginops maclovinus (Patagonian blennie)
Lineage: Eukaryota; Metazoa; Chordata; Actinopteri; Perciformes; Eleginopidae
Gene: tmem119b
Product: transmembrane protein 119b
Exons: 2
Coding region: 1216-2043 (275 amino acids)
Biological process (GO): ossification; positive regulation of osteoblast differentiation; positive regulation of osteoblast proliferation
Cellular component (GO): plasma membrane
Source: RefSeq, a predicted model, not a curated record
AAUCUGUGCUAACACCUUCUUAGGAAAUUAGUUGAAAAAGAUUAUACUUUAUGCACUUCAGAUAACCUUAUGGGUUUAUAAUGCACAACAUAAGAUCUCCAACAGCUGUUUUUUCAAUGUAAAGGUGUCCUCAUAGGUCUCUAAACAGUCAACAAAUUAAACUGUGUUCUUUGAAAUGAGUCAGUUCCCUAUUUUAUGAAAGGCUUCUCCUACGCUGGUCUGGAUUUCAUAUUCACUUCCCUUCCUGCCAAAAGAAAACAGAGCCCUAAAUGCUUAUUAGGGCUUUUUUUUCACAGUGAGCUAUGUGCAACUGAAACAGUCUCUGGUGACUAUCAACAGAGCUGGGACAAAUGUAAACCUGGAGUUUGCAGGACAGCAUCUCAUGCUCCUAAUGACCAUAUAAAGCUAGACUUGUCUUGACUGAUCUCAGACACAGCAGAAGUUGCCAAAAUGCAUUCACACACAUACACAAUCACUUGUAUGGUUCUCUCAUAGGCGGUCACACUCCCCCCUAAAGUGACCGACCGUGAGUUUAAUUGCUUUCCUGUGGAGAAAAAUCCCCUUUCUCCUGACUGUUAUGGGGUUUUGUCCACACAGUAAAUAUUAACCUCUUCCUGCAUUAGCCGGUCACUCUUACAAUCUGCUCUGUGACUCUUUUCGCCUCAGCAGGCCUGCUGUUUGUUAUCACUGUCAGAGGCUGAGGUUGAAGAUAAGGCCCGACUGUCACUUAGAGGCUUCUUCUGCAGAAAUUAUACAGAUAGAUGUAAAAGGAGAAACACGUUGCAGUUAAUGAUGUUCAAGUGUUUGUUUGACAUGUUUUUCAUUGUCAUUAAGUCAUUUUUCCAUCCUAACAAUGAUGUCUAUGCCAAGUACAUCUAGUUACACAGGAGAGUGGAGGAAAGGGUCCCUGCCCCCACAGCACUUUAUAAACUCCUACCUAACAAGAACAAUCUGUGUGAAGGCCGCAGAGCUCAGACACUCACUGGGAGGCUGAAGGGGGAGGAGAACAGUGGAGAGGCACUAUCCAGACAAACCUCCAGCCUGAAAUCUGAAACUACAGAAGUGGCGUGGCUCGCAGAGCAUUUGCAACUCUUUGCUGUGCUGUCUCUCCCCUCACAGUUUAUUUUUUCCAGAGGCGUUUCACUCAUCAUCGUUCAGAGGUGAUUCCAACAGAGACACUUCUCCUUCCACAUUGGAUGAUCCUGAGGGGAAACCAUGCUCCCAAUGGCCCUUCAUCUAUUUGGUCUGUACGUGGUGUUUUGCAUCAGCAGCAGCUUGGCCAACCCAUUACCUUUUCACAGUCCUCUAGAAGGAAGUACAGAUGAGGAAGAAAUCAGUAUCUUCACUUCCUCUCUGCCAACUGGCAACCUUUCCUCUGAGUACCAAACCACACCUGCUGGCCCCAUCCAUGUGGAAACUGACUUUCUGAAUCAGGCGGUGGACUUUCUGGUGGAGAACAUGCUCCUUAUACUUGUCGCAGGCUCCUUCAUCCUUCUUGUCCUCCUCAUUAUUUGUGGAGCAAUCAUCAUGAGCCGCAGGCGCAAAGUCAAUGCUUACUACCCGUCCUCCUUCCCCUCAAAAAUGUACGUGGACCACAUGGACAAAACCGGAGGUGCUAAGAUCUUUAAUGAAGUACCAGAAAAACAUGUACCUGAGCAGGAAAGUGAGCCAGUGGACUCUCACAAGCAGCUCCAGGCGGAUAUCAUGAUGGCUGCCAAGAGGCUGCGUACACCAAAUAAAUGUGUUGAUGCUGCAGAAGGAGGUGACCCCAGUGAGAACGUUGCAGACCAGAGUCCUGAGGACAGCUCUCAGGCAGAUGGCAGCAUCCUGGAGGAGCUGCUUCCGACUCUCCCUGAGGAGAAGGAGCUGUGUGAGCUUUCUGACAGUGAAGCAGCGGCAGCAAGAGGCCCUGAGACGAAUCCUCCAGAGGAAGAGGAUCCACAGGAGCCUUUAACUGGCAGGGGUCUUCGGCCGUCCUCUAUGAUAAUCCACAAUGACUCUGCUUCACUUCAACUGAUUGCAGGAGAAAAAACUGCCUUCUGAAUGUUCUGAAAACUGACAUGAAGCUUUGACUCCAUGGAUGGCAAUCAGUCAACUUACUUAAAACAUUUUAAUGUAUAAAGGGAAAUGCAGAAAAGUAGCUAAUUUCAAUCACAGCUGUAUUUUUACAAUAUGUUAUGUUUAUAUUCAGUGCAGGAAAGCUGCACGCUGAAGACUGAUGCUUUACUCAGAUUGGAUCAUUAUUUCCGGCAAUAUUCCAAACAUGACUCACAAACUACCGUCAUUAAACUCUGUUUCAGAACAUUUCGGUAAGCAUGUGUCUAAUAACUUAAACAAUGUACGGUCCUAUACACCAUGCUCUUCUGCAAAGGUGUUGACCGAUCAGUACAUAAAUGUUCAAAAUGAGUCAAGUAAAGAAAACCACUUCCCAAAAUGA